Aspergillus luchuensis is the source of this 381-nucleotide messenger RNA. RefSeq lists its product as uncharacterized. The record is from RefSeq and is a predicted model, not a curated record. NCBI's taxonomy places the organism in Eukaryota, Fungi, Ascomycota, Eurotiomycetes, Eurotiales, Aspergillaceae. The transcript has 2 exons. Bases 1 to 381 code for a protein of 126 amino acids.
AUGAAGUAUUCGCUCCUCCUCUCAGCCAUCUACGGAUUGUUGUUGAGUCCCAUGGCCAUGUCUGCACCGACAGCCAAGCCAGCAGUGACCCUUCGCGUCAGGUCUGAGGACUUCCAUGCUCUUCGGGAGAGAGCAGGCAAUGAAGCCACCGCGUUGUAUGGUUAUAUUGUCGCCGACACCGAGAUCGACGACAAAGAGAAGCGCGAUGACGAGGCCACUGCACUAUAUGCAUACAUUGCUGCCGACUCGGAGCUGGACAGGAAACGUGAUGACGAAGCCACUGCGCUAUAUGCGUAUAUUGCGGCCGACUCGGAACUUGACAGAAAGCGUGAUGACGAGGCUACUGCAUUGUAUGCAUACAUUGCAGCUGACAGCGAGUGA